AUGCUUCCCCUCCUGCUCUCGCCCGCCUCGCUGCUGAUCCCCCUCGCGCCGCACGCGGCCACGACGCUGCUCUCUUCCGAUCCAUUCUCCGACCCCGUUUUCACUGGCGCGGCCCAAGCCAGCCUGCACUGGAACCCAGCGAUGACAGGGAUCGCCUGCUACGCCGCCGGAAUGUGCAUGCUGACCUGGUGGGACGAGAAGGUGCUUCCGAAGCUGCAGCGCGACGGCGUCCUCCCGUACCACAGCGAGGAGGACCGCAUGAUUGACACGCAAAAGAGGCGACGCGAGGCAGCGGCGGCGGCGCGGCCGCUCACUCCUCUCACCGCGGCACGGCAGCCACUUGCAUCCGAGCUGGAUCAAGGAGCAUGCCAUUACAUCGGCACGGUUGACAAUGUGCGUCAGUACGUGUGCGUCCGGCAUGACGACGCCAUCGGCGAUGAGUGUGAGCUGUCGGAUGAGUUCAGCGAGCAGUACGGCAUGCCGGUUGUGAUCUGCAAGAAGGCGGAGGCUGGCGCCGAGGACUUCCUCCCCUGA
Messenger RNA from Emiliania huxleyi CCMP1516, 534 nucleotides. RefSeq lists its product as hypothetical. Bases 1 to 534 code for a protein of 177 amino acids. Lineage: Eukaryota; Haptophyta; Isochrysidales; Noelaerhabdaceae. The transcript has a single exon. The record is from RefSeq and is a predicted model, not a curated record.